Molecule: messenger RNA, 1532 nt
Organism: Drosophila hydei
Lineage: Eukaryota; Metazoa; Arthropoda; Insecta; Diptera; Drosophilidae
Exons: 5
Coding region: 143-1459 (438 amino acids)
Source: RefSeq, a predicted model, not a curated record
AAACCUAUCAGACAUAGUCGACAAACUUCCCACAUCAAUAAAUAAGCCCAGACAGUAAAAAACAUCAACACAAAAUACAACUCAACUUUCUAAUUUAAAAAAUUAAAACCCACCAAACAUUCGUUCAGAAGAAGCAACCGCAAUGAACGUUCGUAAGAAACUGCAUUUUGAACCAGAUAAGAAACGCGAAAAAAUACAAAAGAUGAUCAUAUACCCGCUGCCCGAGGCACCAGACGAGCAAUGUCGCGAUGCAUUCCUAAGGCAGAUCUUUGAGCCCUAUGAGCGGUAUCAGUCGUCAGAGCUCACUAUUCAGUCGGAAUAUUCCAGCGAAAUGCAGAAUCGCAGUCAGCAUAAAUUAGGUAUCAACUUAUAUGACCCGGAUGAGAAGCUCGUGACCAGCUAUGAGAGGAAUGCACGACUCACGGUCUACCACAAAAAGGCCAUUAAGAUGUCACUGGGCGACAGCAGGGUCACAGCGCCGAACAUCAAUAAGUUGCUGAGGGAUCGCUAUGGCAACAUAGCCACGGCGAUUGGGGUCGUCGCCGUGCUCUGCCUGCUGACGGACGUCAAGCAUCGGAUGAGCGUGGUGCGCAGCAUGUGGCGUCACGAAUCGAAUGUGGAUCGGAAUCUCCGGAUGUUCAGCUGGUCCAUUCAUGACUAUCUUUUGCGCUUUCAGCGACGCAAUGAGAACUAUUUGGAUGCCGUUGAGUGGGAGCUGAAGGGCCAAAUGGACUGCUUCAAGUUUCGAAUGGAUCUGAAGGAAAUCAUACGACUCGUCGAUGCUAUCUACGACGACUAUAGAGCUAGGCGUAACUUCUGCGAAAGCUGCUUGUUGUCCAUACGGGAUGCCGAGGUGGAUAUUAUGGAGCUGGUGACAAAGACUAGGAAGGAGGCUGAGGAUCAGCAAGCUCAACUGACCAGGGCCAUGCAGAAGACGCCGCGUUCCGCCGAUCCAGGUGGCUACAGACACAAGGAACUAAAUGCAAAGAUCAAUCACAUGGAUUUUACGGUGCCCAUUGAGGGGCGAUAUCGCAUCAAUUGGGCCCAAACAACAAUGGAACAGUCCACUUUGUAUGACGAAAUUAACAUUAAGUCCAUAGAGGACGAGGUAGCUUUUUUCACACAACGCUCCAAAGAAUUCGCCUACUUUAGAGACCUCUGUUAUAUGGCCUACAACAUGGAGCUAUCGGACUAUAGGAACCGCAUUAACGAAACGGAGUCGGCAUAUGAGACAAGCAUGGAGCUAGUUAAUAACGAGAUACAAAGCACACGCAACAAGCUGACGAAGGCCAUAGACGACCUGAAAUACUACAAGGAUCAGAUACCAAUAUUUCAUAAGAAAAUCGCAGAGGUUCAGGCGAUAUUCGCCGCAGAGGAGGAAGCAAAGAAGCCAAAGAUAGUAGAGGUAGAGGCCGUCGUUGCAGUAAAGAAGCCGAAGAAGGGGGCUAAGAAGUUUUAGAGGAAACCAAACAAUGAAAAAGAUAACUUUUGCUUAACGUUUAGCUACAAUAAAAUUUAUUAAUACCAGAAAA